AAUUCAAAACAAUUCAGUUAAGACUUCAAAUUGUUCCGGAUAAAGGAGAAAGCCUUCAGCAAAAGGAUGGUCUGACUGACAGGUCAGCUUCAGAGUAAAUCCAAGCCUGAGAAACAGCAAUACAGAGGUUUUCCAAGAGCAGAAGAAAUGAGCACAGAGACACCUUCCAACUUAAUCAAACAUGCAGGGCAGACAAGCAUUUCAUCUCUGGAAAAUAUAACUGAUUUUACCUUAAAUAUCACUGACUGCAACCAAGUCGUGGUGCCAGAGGAAGUUUUUUUCACUGUUGCUGCUGCUGGCAUAGUGGAAAAUCUACUUGUCCUUGUUGCUGUCAUCAGAAAUAAGAAUUUGCACUUGCCAAUGUACUUCUUCAUUUGUAGCUUAGCCAUUUCAGACAUGUUAGGCAGCUUGUACAAAACUCUGGAGAACAUCUUUAUUAUCUUGUGUAAAAUGGGGUACCUGACACGUCGUGGGGACUUUGAGAAAAAGCUGGAUGAUGCUAUGGAUUCCAUGUUCAUUCUGUCUUUGCUGGGGUCCAUUUUCAGCUUGCUAGCUAUUGCAGCAGACAGAUACAUCACUAUCUUCUAUGCUUUGCGGUACCAUAAUAUAAUGACACUACAAAGGGCUGUGGUCAUCUUAGCAAUCAUUUGGACAUUCUGUGCUGGCAGUAGCAUUGCCAUUGCCCUCUUCUCCCAUGAAGUAGCUACAGUUAUUCCCUUCACCAUCCUCUUCCCUUUAAUGAUGUUUUUUAUACUAUGCCUCUAUAUACAUAUGUUCCUCCUAGCUCGAUCUCACGCUAAAAAGAUUGCCUCACUGCCCACCAGUGCAGUCCAUCAGAGAACUAACAUGAAAGGAGCCAUUACACUGACUAUUUUCCUUGGAGUCUUCCUUUGCUGUUGGGCCCCCUUUGUUCUUCACAUCCUUUUAGCAAGGUUUUGCCCACACAACCCUUAUUGUGCCUGCUACAUGUCUAUUUUCCAUGUGAAUGGGACCCUCAUAAUGUGCAAUGCAAUCAUUGAUCCUAUGAUUUUUGCAUUCCGAAGCCCAGAAUUACGGAGUACAUUUAAGAAGAUGUUCUGCUGUGCCAGGUAUAACUGGACGUGGUAGAAACUAAAUGAGGGUGAACAUUAUAGAAGCACACCCAUGCAACAUCAGCUUGCAGAGUUAAAAAUACUGACCCAAAAUAAUACUACACCUGCGGGGCGCUGCUAAUGAUUUUUAGAGGACUGUAAAAGAAUACAUAUGAGCAAAGUAUCCAGACAAGUCUUUGCCAACCAAACAUCCAGAAAUACUACUGAUUAAGUGAAUUCUGCUGAUAAUUUUCAUGCAACAGUCUAAAAAUAACUGCAUCAACUAUCUUUUAUCAUUUCAGAGAAGCUUAAAUGUAUAUCUUCUGUAUCAAGCCUUGCAU
This is a messenger RNA of Coturnix japonica (Japanese quail), 1411 nucleotides long. It is a transcript of the gene MC2R, whose product is annotated as melanocortin 2 receptor. Gene Ontology annotation, cellular component: membrane. NCBI's taxonomy places the organism in Eukaryota, Metazoa, Chordata, Aves, Galliformes, Phasianidae. Gene Ontology annotation, molecular function: corticotropin receptor activity. Gene Ontology annotation, biological process: G protein-coupled receptor signaling pathway. The record is from RefSeq and is a predicted model, not a curated record.